Molecule: messenger RNA, 1825 nt
Organism: Anastrepha obliqua
Lineage: Eukaryota; Metazoa; Arthropoda; Insecta; Diptera; Tephritidae
Gene: Hlc
Product: probable ATP-dependent RNA helicase DDX56
Exons: 5
Coding region: 104-1726 (540 amino acids)
Cellular component (GO): nucleolus
Molecular function (GO): RNA helicase activity; ATP binding; nucleic acid binding
Source: RefSeq, a predicted model, not a curated record
UGAAUUUUGUUAGACGAAAACGUGUAUUUGGCUUUUACUGCGCUUUACUUUCAACUUAAUUAUUUAACAUUUUGGAAACGCCGUAAUUUAAAUUAGGAACACUAUGGGCGAAGGGAAGCAGGUGCUUCAAUUCCAUGAAAUGGAAUUGGACGAACGACUUUUGAAAGCUAUUUCCAAGAUGGGUUGGAUGCAGCCCACACUAAUACAGGAGGCCGCCAUACCAUUGCUCCUAGAAGGAAAGGAUGUCGUAGUGCGGGCGCGCACAGGAUCUGGAAAAACAGCUGCAUUUGCAUUGCCUUUGCUACAGAAGUUGCUCAACUCCAAACUAAAUGCAUCCGAGCAGUAUACCAGCGCUAUUGUGCUUUCGCCAAGUAAAGAAUUAUGCCAGCAAACACGCAUUGCAAUGGAACAAAUGGCAGAUAAGUGUGGGAAAGUAGUGCGGAUUGUAGAUCUCGCAUCCAGCGAUGUUGCCGCACAACGGCACGUCUUGUCCGAGCGUCCCGAUGUGGUGAUAUCAACGCCAGCUAAAAUGCUUGCACAUGUAGUGUCUGGUGCGUUAGAUUUGAGGAAAAUUGAAAUGUUGGUUGUUGAUGAAGCAGAUUUGGUGUUUUCUUUUGGCUUUGAAAAAGAUUUUAAAAAGCUGAUCGAAUAUCUUCCGCCUAUCUAUCAGGCAGUGCUGGUGUCCGCAACAAUGUCGGAUGAUGUUAUGAACAUGAAAAAUAUUGUGCUACACAACCCAGUUAUACUAAAGUUAGAAGAACCGGAUCUGGUGCCUGAAAGCCAGUUAUCACAUCAGCGCGUAUUGGCCGAAGAGAAUGACAAACCAGCGAUUUUGUAUGCGUUAUUGAAAUUGCGUUUAAUACGUGGCAAAAAUGUAAUUUUCGUAAAUUCGGUGGAUCGCUGCUAUAAAUUGAAGCUCUUCCUGGAACAAUUCAAAAUUAAAUCAUGCGUAUUGAACUCCGAACUACCAGCCAAAAUACGCAUACAUACAAUUAAUCAAUUCAAUCAGGGUAUAUACGAUCUAAUUAUCUCCUCAGAUGAGCGUAUGUUGGAAAAUCCGGGCACAAACAAAAGUGAUCGCGAGUCGGGUGCUUCGCGUGGCAUAGAUUUUCAAUGCGUUUCGAAUGUAAUCAAUUUCGAUUUCCCAACGGACGUCAACUCGUACAUACACCGCGCAGGACGUACUGCACGCGGCACCAAUAAAGGCAGCGUACUGUCGUUUGUCAGCUUAAAGGACAAAGAAGCCAAUGAAGCGGUGGAGGAGCGGUUACGCAGCGGCUAUCUGAGCGACGACCAAGUGAUCAAAAAUUAUCAAUUCAAAUUGGAGGAAGUCGAGCCCUUCCGUUAUCGCGCACAAGAUGCGUGGCGUGUGAUUACACGCAUUGCAGUACAUGAAGCGCGCAUGCGCGAAAUCAGAAUAGAGAUUUUCAACAGUGAACGAUUGAAAGGGUUUUUCAGUGAAAACUCGCGUGACCUACAAGUGCUGCGACACGACAAGCCACUGAAGACAGUCAAGGUGCAACCACAUUUGGCGCACGUGCCAGAGUACAUUGUGCCUAAAGCGUUAAAACGUAUGGCAACAACGGCAGCAACACGCGUAGCCAAGCAACCACGCGGCGGCUAUCAUUCGACAGCGAAAGCAGCUUAUGAAAGUCAAAAGGAUAAUCCGCUACUAUGCAGUGAAAUCGAUUAUGGACGGAAGCGUCGAGGCGGUAAAAGCAAAUAGGCGCGUUGUGUGUUUAGCUGUUUUUUUUUUUCAAAAUGUUAGCUGUAGUGUUAUGAAAUAAAAGGAAAAUAUAUAUUAAAUAUACAUAAAAUUCAUUUA